Molecule: messenger RNA, 1564 nt
Organism: Manihot esculenta (cassava)
Lineage: Eukaryota; Viridiplantae; Streptophyta; Magnoliopsida; Malpighiales; Euphorbiaceae
Product: transcription termination factor MTEF1, chloroplastic
Exons: 3
Coding region: 12-878 (288 amino acids)
Biological process (GO): regulation of DNA-templated transcription
Molecular function (GO): double-stranded DNA binding
Source: RefSeq, a predicted model, not a curated record
UGGCUCAAAGGAUGAUUGCCAGCAGAACUCAAUUCCUUCUUCCUCCCUCUUUCUUCUCUUCUCCAAAACUCUCUAAAACCCUCAAAUGCCUUCCCGCUGUCACUGCAGACUCUGGUCUCCUCUUCCAUGAGAAGCUCCAAUACCUCACAGGUCUCAAAAUUGAUACCCACAAAGCCCUCUCUCAAAACCCAAAUCUCCGUUCCACUCCUCUCUCCACCCUCUAUUCCGUCGAGCACUGCCUCUCCUCCAUGGGCCUUCACCGCUCCGCCAUCGGCCGCAUCCUCGACAUGCACCCUGUCCUCCUCACUUCUGACCUACACCUCUAUCUCUACCCAGUCUUCGAGUUCCUCCUCAACGAGGUUGGUAUCCCCUUUCCCGAUAUCGCUAAAUCUAUUUCUCGGUGUCCUAGGCUUUUAGUCUCUAGUGUUUCCGACCAAUUAUGCCCUGCCCUUAUCUUCCUUCGAGACCUUGGAUUUGUGGGUGCUAAUGCUAUCAAUUGUCAGACAACUGUGUUGCUUGUCUAUAAUGUUGAAUUUACAUUGAUGGCUAAGAUUGAGUAUUUGAUGAGUUUGGGGUUUGAAUACUGUGAGGUUAAAGAAAUGGUGGUCAGGUCGCCGGGGCUUUUGACGUUUAGUGUAGAGAACAAUUUGAUGCCGAAAGUGGAGUACUUUUUGAUGGAAAUGAAAGGUGAUUUGGAGGAACUGAAAAGAUUUCCGCAGUAUUUUUCAUUCAGUUUGGAGAGGAAGAUAAAGCCAAGGCAUAAAAUGUUGGCGGAGUACGGGUUGAAGCUUCCAUUGUGGAAAAUGUUGAAGAUUAGUGAUGGUGAAUUCAAUGCAAGAUUGGUGGAUAUGCGGCUAAGAAUUGUUGGAGAGACUUAACUCCUGCUUGGCUUCUUAAAUUUUUGCAUACUUGUGUGCUACUAUGUUUGGCUACGCUAUACAGGAGCUCUGAAUUUUAAGCUGCUGUAAUUGCUUAACAUAUAAUGUAAAAACUGGAUUAAAACCCUACUAAUUGUGAGGAACUGAACAGAGCAAAUGAAGUGUUUGUGUUACAAUAUUAGUGAGUAAUUUAGUUUAUUGCUUUUUCCUCCAUUUGUAAUCGACCUUUGGUGUUUUGGGGAAUCAUUAACUUUGGCUGACAAGUUCGCAGAUUGAGAAGAAGCAGCAAAAAGGUUCUCCUGCUGUGCUGUUUUUCAUUAGUUUGGCAUUUUUAACUGGAGAGUAAUGCUAAGUUUUUGAGGAUCAAGCGCUCUCUCUUCAAUGUCAGGUAUGAAAAAGGAUAGAACUUGAGACUUCCGAUCAUUGACGACGGACGACAGCACCAUCAACACAAAUCUUUGCAGGCCAACAACCAGUGAGCAGCUGGCAAAGGAGGACAAGCUCAAGUCCCAUGCAAAAAACGCCAUUAGAGCCGGUUGGGAGAUAGGAAUGAUUUGUAGCAAACCAUGAAUAAUACGAACUCAGACCAGUGCAGGACUAGCUGAGAACUAGGCAUGCAUCAUUCGGCCAAACAAACUUACCCUAUAGGAGGAGCCCAUCUCAGAAUUUAAUCCUUGUUUGGGAGA